Coccidioides posadasii C735 delta SOWgp is the source of this 1341-nucleotide messenger RNA. RefSeq lists its product as uncharacterized. The record is from RefSeq and is a predicted model, not a curated record. NCBI's taxonomy places the organism in Eukaryota, Fungi, Ascomycota, Eurotiomycetes, Onygenales, Onygenaceae.
AUGGCUGCCACCACUUUUCCCUUCCGUGUGGUUGAGCACGUCACCCCGUGCCAACACAUUCGGGAAUACCCCCGGGCGACGAGCACGACUCAAGAGGAAACGCUGCACCUCUCUGUGAAGCAGUACAUUCCGCUGGACAACCCCAGUCCGCAGCCCGGAGAUGUCACCAUCAUUGGAGCGCAUGCGAACGGGUUUCCGAAGGAAUUAUACGAACCCCUUUGGGAGGAGCUGUUGGCACGCUCUAAAUCAAAUGGAUUUCGAAUUCGGGCUAUUUGGAUUGCAGAUGCUGCACACCAAGGAAACAGCAGCGUGCUAAACGAGCACGCCAUGGGCAAUGAUCCGUCAUGCUUCGACCAUCCUCGAGACCUUUUGCAUUUGAUCAACUUAAAAAGGGAGGAAAUGCCUCGUCCGAUAGUGGGCAUUGGUCAUAGUAUGGGCGGCGGGCACUUGGUGGCCCUGUCUACCAUCCACCCCCGUCUCUUCACGACCAUCAUUCUCAUGGACCCGGCAAUUCAAAACCUCAAGUCCUAUAUUUCCGACCAUACCUUCCACACCAAGGGGACUAACAUCCCUACCACCACCCGUGCAUCCACCUACCGGCGAGAUCUCUGGCCUUCGCGCUCCGCCGCCGCCGAGAUCCUCCGCAAAAGCAAAUUCUACCAAUCCUGGGACCAACGCGUCUUCGACCGCUGGAUAAAGUAUGGUCUCCGCGAACUGCCCACGGCCAUCCACCCCCUGGACUCACAGUCCCAAACCCUACCGCCGGGCCAGCGCCCCGUAACCCUAACGACAACCCUCCACCAAGAGGUCUUCACCUUUUCCCGCCCAAAGUACUCCAUCGCCAACUCAGACCGGGAAACGCAGCGCCUCACCCAUCCAGACAUCUCCCUUGACGUUCCUAAUAGCCACCUCUUCUACCGCCCGGAAUCACCACGCAUGUUCACAUUCCUCCGCUACCUGCGUCCCAGCGUAUUCUACAUCUUCGGCGAAAAAUCCGACAUGAGUAAACCCGAAUUCUGCCAGGAGAAGCUCGAAACCACCGGAGUCGGGGUUGGUGGGAGCGGAGGAGCGAAAGAGGGCAGGGUUGAUGCAUAUACCCUGAAGAAAGUAGGUCAUUUAAUCCCGAUGGAGGCAGUAAAGGACUCAGCAGAGCUGAGUGCAACGUGGCUGGGGAAAGAAUUGGAGCGGUGGAGGCGAGAGGAGGAGAUUUUGUGGAAGCAGUGGGAAGGGAAGAGCAAGGUGGAGAGGAUGACCAUUGAUGACGAGUGGAAGAAACACAUCGGGCCGCCACCAUUAAGGAACGGGAACAAUAAAAAAGAAAAGAGAGCACCGAAGUUAUAG